This is a messenger RNA of Temnothorax curvispinosus, 2140 nucleotides long. RefSeq names its product alpha-glucosidase-like. The record is from RefSeq and is a predicted model, not a curated record. Gene Ontology annotation, biological process: carbohydrate metabolic process. The coding region runs from base 114 to 1811 and encodes 565 amino acids. NCBI's taxonomy places the organism in Eukaryota, Metazoa, Arthropoda, Insecta, Hymenoptera, Formicidae. The transcript has 9 exons.
AAAGAGGAAAGAUUCGUUUACUUUACAACAGUAGAUCUUACAGUAAGUGUUUGAGAAAUCUGUAUUAGUCUAAACGUAAGCAUUUGUGUCGAUGAAUUACUAAUCUAACAAAGAUGAACAAGAACGGUGUAAUAACGCUUUGUACGAUACUACUAUCGUCCAAUCUCGCAUAUAGUGAAUCUAGUCCAAAAUGGUGGCAGUCAAUGUCUCUUUAUCAAGUUUAUCCCAGAAGCUUCAAGGAUAGUGAUGGUGAUGGUGUCGGGGAUCUUAAGGGUAUUAUAAGCAAAUUGGAACAUCUUGCCGAGUCAAAUGUCGAUGCUUUCUGGUUAUCUCCGAUUUAUCCGAGCCCGAUGGUCGAUUUUGGCUAUGAUAUUUCCGAUUUUCGCAACAUCGACAAGAGGUUUGGUACUAUGAAGGAUUUCGAGACGCUCUCAAAGGCCGCGCAUGAUGCGUCGAUGAAAAUUAUCAUGGAUCUUGUUCCCAAUCACUCGUCGGACAAACACGAAUGGUUCCAAAAAAGUUUGCAAAGCAUAGAACCUUACACCGAUUAUUACAUAUGGCAUAAAGGCAAGGUGCUGCCUAAUGGAACAAUUACGGUGCCGAAUAAUUGGGUGAGCGUGUUCGGUGGAUUAGCAUGGACCUGGCGUGACGAACGACAAGCAUAUUAUCUCCAUCAAUUUGCACCGGAGCAGCCCGAUCUUAACUAUGAAAACGAGAACAUAGUGAACGAAAUGAAGGAUAUCAUGAGAUUUUGGCUCGAUAAGGGGGUGGACGGCUUUCGGGUGGACGCGAUACCAUUUUUGUGCGAAGACGUCAGAUUAUUGGACGAACCACUUACGGGUAAUCCAAAUCCUAAAGACCCCGGCUACACGUAUAAAACAUACACUCAGCAUCAGCCGCGCACCUACGAAAUAGUCAGAGGAUGGCGAGAAGUGAUGGAUGAAUAUACGGAAAGAGUUAUGAUGAUGGAGGCUUAUGCAAACAUGACGAUGACGAUGAAGUAUUAUGUGUACGGCGCACAUUUUCCCUUUAAUUUUGGUUUUAUUACCGAUACGAAUAAAGAUUCCAAAGCAACUGAUUUCAAGAGAUUGAUCGAUGGAUGGAUGGUAAACAUGCCUGUUUUGAGAGGAACUGCUAACUGGGUGGUUGGAAAUCAUGACAAAUCGCGAUUGGUCACGCGUUAUGGACGGCAACGAGCGGAAGCUUUAACUAUGAUAACUCUAUUGCUUCCGGGAGUGGGUGUAACUUAUAAUGGCGAAGAAAUCGGCAUGGAGGACACGUGGAUCUCAUGGGAAGACACCAAAGAUCCACAAGGUUGCAAUGCCGGCAGAGAUGGUUUCGAGAAAGCAUCUCGGGAUCCCGCAAGGACACCGUUCCAAUGGGACGACACCACUUCGGCUGGAUUUUCUACAAAUCCAAAAACGUGGCUACCAAUUAACAAAAACUACGUGACACUUAAUUUAGCUGCGCAAAAGAAACAGAACAACUCCUACUACGCUCUAUAUAAAGCGGUUUCUGCUCUACGAAAAUGGCCUGCUGUUAAACGUGGAACCUUAACCACGAAAUUAUUGAACGACGAUGUUCUCGCUUUUACCAGGAAAGCUAAUGGGCAGCAAUCGGUUUACGUAGUGGUAAACUUUGCAGAUAAAGAGAAAAGUGUUGAUUUAUCAACGCUUGUUCACGUAUCAAAUCAAUUAAACGUUUAUUAUGCCACUACGAAUGCUCAUCAUCUUAUUGGGAAUAUUAUCAAAGAUGUUCGUGCCUUAAAAAUUCCUGCAUCAGGAGCUGUGAUAUAUACUAGUACUACGUAAAACUAUGUAAAAAAUCAUAGAAAUGAAUAUUCGAACGAGGCGUUAUUUUUCUCAAUGUAAUUUCUAUAGUACUUCAGAUAAAAAGACGGAAUUACCCUUUAUGGUCAUUUUUUACAUCCGUGUAACGCUACUGUUUUAUUUAUCUUAUUAAGUUCUUAUUAAGAUGCUCUAUAUUUAUCUUAUUAAUUGGAUUCAUCUGCGAGAAAAAUAAUGUUACGCUUAUAGAUAUAACAGCAUAGAUAAUGCCUCAAAUAACAAUAAAUUAUUAAAGGAGGAAUAAUUACGUUAGAAAAACAAGACAUGCUAACGUUAAAUGUUUCAAAUAUAAA